GCACUAGACAUCUUUUUAAGGAAACUGCAUGACAUGUUUUGGUGCUUGUCCACCGCUAGUUUAUUAAAUAUGGUCUUGAUUUUUAGGAAUGUGGUUAUGGCACUUGAAACACUGUAACAUGAAUUAUAUCUAAAAUAUCCCAGCUGCUGUCAGUUAUCUCAGCCAUUAUAUCAUGAUCUGUAAAUACAUUUUUGAUGUCUGCCCAUUACACGGAAGUGGUUAUGGGUGAUAUGAUAUCUACAAUAUGGUGUCAUCCUAAAAAUGAAAACAUAUGUGGUUCUCUGUGUUAUGAUUGUUCAUUCAUCAGUGCCUCAAAAGUCAAAACACUGGAUUGCUGAAAUGCACAUGCGAAGCAUUUUUUACCACAAUAGCUUAUAGAGGCAAUAUUGCAGGAACAACACUUCAUCCAUAUUUUUGCAUGUUUAUUAAAGUAAUGAAUCCAAGGGCUGUAGUACAUUUGUUGCCAAUCAUGCUUAAGUGUUAAUACCACCUAGUGUUUUAUAGGUGCACGCCAAGGACAUCAAGAUGAUGUAUGUACAAUUGGCUAGGUUAAUGUGAGCUUCUUGAUAAAGAUGGCUGAUAACGCAAAGGUACAUCCUGGAUCUGGAGACUAUACAAUCAAUCUAGAGAACUUCAGUAAGCGGCUGAAGGUAUUCUAUGACCAUUGGAAAGAACACAAGUCUGAUCUUUGGGGUUCUUCUGAUGCUAUUGCCAUUGCUACCCCACCUCCUUCUGAGGAUCUUCGUUAUUUGAAAUCCUCAGCUCUGGAUAUCUGGUUACUCGGAUAUGAAUUCCCGGAAACCAUACUUGUCUUCACGCACAAGCAGAUACAUGUCUUAUGCAGCCAGAAGAAAGCAAAUCUCAUCGGGACUCUCAAGAAGGCUGCAAAUGAGGCUGCUGGUGCUGACAUUGUCUUGCAUGUGAAAGCUAAGAAUGGGGAUGGUGCCGACUUGAUGGAUGACAUAUUGCAUGCUGUCCGUAAUCAGUCGAAAUCAGACAAUCCGAUUGUUGGGCACAUUGCAAAAGAGGCACCUGAGGGUAAGCUUCUUGAAACAUGGGCGGACAAGUUAUCUGGGUCAUCUGUCCGACUUACAGAUGUAACAUAUGGUUUCUCUGAGCUUUUUGCUGUGAAGGAUUCCACAGAGAUCACAUGUGUGAAGAAGGCUGCUUACUUAACUUCAUCUGUACUGAAAAAUUUUGUGGUUCCAAAGUUGGAGAAGGUUAUUGAUGAGGAGAAGAAAAUCUCGCACUCUUCAUUGAUGGAUGACACAGAGAAGGCUAUUCUUGAUCCUCUGAAGGUCAAGGUGAAGCUGAAGGCUGAAAAUGUUGAUAUAUGCUAUCCUCCAGUCUUUCAAAGUGGGGGAAAGUUUGAUCUCAAGCCUGGUGCCUCUAGCAAUGAUGACUCUCUCUACUAUGAUUCGGCAAGUGUUAUCAUCUGUGCAAUUGGGUCCAAAUACAGUAGCUAUUGUUCAAAUGUUGCCCGAACAUAUCUGAUAGAUGCCACCCCUACGCAGAGUAAGGCAUAUGAGACCCUUCUGAAAGCUCAUGAAGCUGCUGUAGAAGCAUUGAAACCAGGCAAUCAGAUGAGUGCGGUUUAUCAUGCUGCAGUGGCAGUUGUUGAGAGAGAUGCCCCUGAACUACUUCCUAAUCUAACAAAGUCAGCUGGAACUGGAAUAGGCCUCGAAUUCCGAGAAUCUGGCUUAAAUCUGAAUGCCAAGAACGAUCGUCCGAUAAAACAGGGAAUGAUUUUCAAUGUCUCCCUUGGUUUGCAUAAUGUCCAGGCAGAGACCACCAAUGAGAAGACAAAGCAGUUUUCACUGUUAUUAGCUGACACGGUUUUGGUUAGUGAAAAAGGAUAUGAUAUCUUAACAGCACCUUGCUCCAAGGCUGUUAAGGAUGUUGCAUAUUCGUUCAAUGAAGAUGAGGAAGAUGUUCCUGUGGUGAAGGUAGAGGCGAAGACCACCGAGGUGGUGCCAACCAAGGCAACACUCAGGUCAGACAACCAGGAGAUGUCCAAGGAAGAGCUCCGGAGACAGCACCAGGCUGAACUUGCUCGUCAAAAGAAUGAAGAGAUUGCUAGAAGGCUUGCUGGGGGUUCUGGUUCUGGUGAGGGACGUGGUCCCGCGAGGGCCUCAAAUGAGCUUGUUGCAUACAAGAAUGUUAAUGAUGUACCAUAUGCAAGAGAGUUGGUGAUACAGGUAGAUCAGAAGAAUGAAGCUGUCCUGUUACCUAUUUAUGGCAGCAUGGUUCCUUUCCAUGUUUCUACCAUUAAGAGUGUGACAAGCCACCAGGACAACCGCACCUGCACUAUCCGCGUUUUCUUCAACGUGCCUGGCAUGCCAUUCUCAAAUGAUAACAAGCUGAAUUCUCAAGGUGCUAUCUACUUGAAAGAAAUUACAUUCCGCUCGAAAGAUCCACGGCAUAGCAGUGAAGUUGUUCAGCAUAUCAAAACAUUGAGGAGGCAAGUUGCUUCAAGGGAGUCAGAGAGAGCUGAAAGGGCAACCCUUGUUACCCAGGAGAAACUACAGAUGGGAAACAACAGAAUGAAGAUGAUGAGACUUUCUGAUGUGUGGAUACGGCCUGCAUUUGGUGGUCGUGGGAGAAAGCUUACAGGAAAUCUUGAGGCACAUUUCAAUGGUUUCAGGUACUCUACGUCAAGGGCUGAUGAGCGAGUGGACAUCAUGUUCGGGAAUAUAAAGCAUGCCUUUUUCCAGCCUGCAGAAAAAGAAAUGAUUACCCUCCUUCAUUUCCAUUUGCACAAUCAUAUCAUGGUUGGAAACAAGAAGACAAAGGAUGUCCAGUUUUAUGUUGAAGUGAUGGAUGUUGUCCAGACUCUUGGUGGCAGUAGGAGGUCGGCACUUGAUCCUGAUGAGAUUGAAGAAGAGCAGCGUGAGAGGGAUCGAAAGAACAGAAUAAACAUGGAUUUCCAGAACUUUGUGAACAAGGUUAAUGACCACUGGUCACAGCCACAGUUGAAAGGGAUGGAUCUGGAGUUUGAUGUCCCUCUUAGAGAGCUUGGGUUUCAUGGGGUUCCAUAUAAAGCUUCAGCUUUCAUCAUUCCAACUUCUACUUGUUUGGUUGAGCUGAUUGAGACUCCCUUCCUGGUGGUGAGCCUGAGUGAGAUAGAGAUUGUUAAUCUGGAGAGGGUGGGUUUUGGAACGAAGAAUUUUGACAUGGCUAUUGUGUUUAAGGACUUUAAGAAGGAUGUCCUUCGCAUCGAUUCCAUUCCUUCGACAUCUCUUGAUGCGAUAAAGGAGUGGCUGGACACAACCGACCUCAAGUACUACGAGAGCAGGCUGAACCUGAACUGGCGUCCUAUUCUGAAAACCAUCAUUGACGAUCCACAAAAGUUCAUCGAUGAUGGUGGUUGGGAGUUCUUGAAUAUGGAGGCGAGUGACUCUGAGACUGAGGAAACAGGGGAAUCAGACCAGGGUUACGAGCCCUCUGAUGCUGAACCUGAGUCUGAAUCAGAAGAUGAUGACUCCGACAGUGAGUCCUUGGUGGAAUCAGACGACGAUGACGAGGAGUCCGAUGAAAACUCGGAGGAGGAGAAGGGCAAGACCUGGGAGGAGCUGGAACGCGAGGCGAGCAAUGCGGACCGGGAGAACGGCGCUGAGUCAGACAGCGAAGAGGAGAGGAGGCGCCGCAAGGUGAAAACCUUCAGCAAGUCCCGUGCACCGGAGCGCAGCAGCUUCAAGGGUGUGCCGCCCUCGAAGAAGCCAAAGUUCAGGUGAACUGCACAGCAGUUGCUGCGGCGUGGGUGCUUUCUGAAUCACUCCUUCGGGAGCCAUGGUAUGGCUGUAGUCAGGGGCGGCCUUAGCAUAUGGACAUGGGAUUUUUGGCCAAACAAUUGCAAUGUUAGGGGUACGAUAAAUGUAUGUUAUGGAUUUUCAGUUGUUGUAUGGAACAAUUUCGGUGACUCUGUACACUUAAUCUCAUCUGCCGCUGCUGAUCAUGCGAUGUGUGUGGACGAGCACAGGCAGCGAGAAGCUUUUGUGCCACUCGGUUCUAUGUGAUCUGUCUCCCCUUCGCUGUGCUUAAGUGAUUAGGCUGAGGUAAGGCGGUGGGAGGCAGGAACGUCAAGCGCUAGCGCCAGCUGCGACAUGGCUUGUAUUGCAAUGUACGCCCGAUGCUUCCAAAUUUGUCCUCUUUGUUAAAAUCCAAGCUGAUCAACGUCAGCUGCUUGCAGUUACUUGUACCUGUUGAUGAAUGGACCUUCAUUCGAAAGGGUUGUCUUUCAAAUGGAUAUUCCAUUAUCAAUGAAAGAAAUAGUUUGAAUC
Molecule: messenger RNA, 4280 nt
Organism: Phragmites australis (common reed)
Lineage: Eukaryota; Viridiplantae; Streptophyta; Magnoliopsida; Poales; Poaceae
Product: FACT complex subunit SPT16
Exons: 2
Coding region: 573-3734 (1053 amino acids)
Biological process (GO): positive regulation of transcription elongation by RNA polymerase II; transcription elongation by RNA polymerase II
Cellular component (GO): FACT complex
Molecular function (GO): nucleosome binding
Source: RefSeq, a predicted model, not a curated record